This is a messenger RNA of Ornithorhynchus anatinus (platypus), 6944 nucleotides long. It is a transcript of the gene PIK3CA, whose product is annotated as phosphatidylinositol-4,5-bisphosphate 3-kinase catalytic subunit alpha. Lineage: Eukaryota; Metazoa; Chordata; Mammalia; Monotremata; Ornithorhynchidae. Gene Ontology annotation, cellular component: cytoplasm; phosphatidylinositol 3-kinase complex, class IA; phosphatidylinositol 3-kinase complex, class IB. The record is from RefSeq and is a predicted model, not a curated record. Gene Ontology annotation, molecular function: 1-phosphatidylinositol-3-kinase activity; 1-phosphatidylinositol-4-phosphate 3-kinase activity. The transcript is spliced from 22 exons. Bases 300 to 3506 code for a protein of 1068 amino acids. Gene Ontology annotation, biological process: phosphatidylinositol-mediated signaling; phosphatidylinositol 3-kinase/protein kinase B signal transduction; cell migration.
AGUUUGGGGGAAAUGCGGUAGAGCUAGAAGACGUCAUCCACUGCUCUCAGGGAGUUUACCUUCCAGAAACAAAAUCCCCGAAAGGAGGAAGAAGAUCAGGAAGAUGGACGGGAGGACGAGUACUGUCUCUUACCGAUGAAGAGCUGGGGGCGAGUCCUGGAUUUGAAGGCUAUUACUCGGUUUCCUGCUUCUGUACUUCUCCGUGGAAGGUGCUGGGGCUAGGUCUCCCCUUUGUGUCAACAGCACAUUUAGUGGCUUGAAGUAUUUUUUAUUGUGAAGCUACCAUCAUAUUUUGAACAAUGCCUCCAAGACCAUCAUCAGGUGAACUAUGGGGCAUCCACUUGAUGCCCCCAAGAAUCAUAGUAGAAUGUCUACUACCAAAUGGAAUGAUAGUGACUUUAGAAUGCCUCCGUGAGGCUACAUUAGUAACUAUUAAACAUGAACUCUUUAAAGAAGCAAGAAAGUACCCCCUUCAUCAACUCCUUCAAGAUGAAUCUUCUUACAUUUUCGUAAGUGUUACCCAAGAAGCAGAAAGAGAAGAAUUUUUUGAUGAAACGCGACGCCUUUGUGACCUACGGCUUUUUCAACCUUUCCUCAAAGUCAUUGAACCAGUGGGCAACCGAGAAGAAAAGAUCCUCAAUCGAGAAAUUGGUUUCGCAAUUGGAAUGCCCGUCUGUGAAUUUGACAUGGUCAAGGAUCCAGAAGUACAGGACUUUCGAAGAAAUAUUCUUAAUGUUUGUAAAGAAGCUGUGGAUCUUCGAGAUGUUAACGCACCCCAUAGUAGAGCAUUGUAUGUCUAUCCUCCAAAUGUAGAGUCGUCACCUGAACUGCCAAAGCACAUAUAUAAUAAACUAGAUAAAGGACAAAUAAUAGUGGUGAUUUGGGUGAUAGUGUCUCCAAAUAAUGACAAGCAGAAAUACACCUUAAAAAUCAACCACGAUUGUGUGCCCGAACAAGUGAUAGCUGAAGCGAUUAGGAAAAAAACACGAAGUAUGCUGCUGUCAUCUGAACAACUGAAACUCUGUGUCUUGGAAUAUCAGGGCAAAUAUAUUUUAAAAGUAUGUGGAUGUGACGAAUACUUACUCGAAAAGUAUCCCCUGAGUCAAUAUAAGUAUAUAAGAAGCUGUAUAAUGCUUGGUCGGAUGCCCAAUUUGAUGUUAAUGGCUAAAGAAAGCCUUUAUACCCAGCUGCCAUUGGAUACUUUUACAAUGCCAUCUUAUUCCAGACGCAUCUCCACAGCAACACCAUAUAUGAAUGGAGAAGCUUCAGCAAAAUCUCUUUGGGUCAUUAACAGUGCAUUACGAAUAAAGAUUCUGUGUGCAACCUAUGUAAAUGUAAAUAUUCGAGACAUUGACAAGAUUUACGUUCGAACGGGUAUCUACCAUGGAGGAGAACCAUUAUGUGACAAUGUAAAUACUCAGAGGGUCCCUUGUUCCAAUCCCAGAUGGAAUGAAUGGCUGAUGUAUGACAUGUACAUUCCUGAUCUUCCACGUGCUGCUCGGCUUUGCCUUUCCAUUUGUUCCGUUAAAGGCAGAAAGGGUGCAAAAGAGGAACACUGCCCUUUGGCUUGGGGAAAUAUCAAUUUAUUUGAUUAUACCGACACCCUCGUAUCUGGGAAAAUGGCUCUGAAUCUGUGGCCAGUGCCUCAUGGAUUGGAAGACUUGCUCAACCCUAUUGGUGUGACUGGCUCAAAUCCAAAUAAGGAAACUCCAUGCUUAGAGCUGGAAUUUGACUGGUUCAGCAGCCCUGUGAAGUUUCCAGAUAUGACAGUAAUUGAAGAGCAUGCUAAUUGGACUGUAUCCCGAGAACUGGGAUUUAAUUACUCCCAUGCUGGACUGAGUAACAGGAUAGCUAGAGACAAUGAGUUACGGGAAAAUGACAAAGAGCAGCUCCGGGCAAUUUGUACAAGAGACCCACUUUCUGAAAUCACUGAGCAAGAAAAGGACUUCCUUUGGAGUCACAGACAUUAUUGUGUGACUACCCCAGAAAUCCUACCAAAACUGCUUUUGUCUGUUAAAUGGAACUCUAGAGACGAAGUAGCCCAGAUGUACUGCUUGGUAAAAGAUUGGCCACCAAUCAAACCCGAACAGGCAAUGGAGCUUUUGGACUGUAACUAUCCUGACCCGAGGGUCCGAGCCUUUGCAGUUCGUUGCCUAGAAAAGUAUCUGACUGAUGACAAACUCUCUCAGUACCUCAUUCAAUUAGUCCAGGUUUUGAAAUAUGAGCAAUAUUUGGAUAACUUGCUUGUGAGAUUUUUACUUAAGAAGGCACUGACCAAUCAAAGGAUAGGACAUUUUUUCUUUUGGCACUUAAAGUCUGAAAUGCAUAAUAAAACGGUCAGCCAGAGAUUUGGUUUGCUUUUGGAGUCCUAUUGCCGUGCAUGUGGAAUGUAUCUAAAACACCUGAACAGGCAGGUGGAGGCUAUGGAGAAAUUGAUUAACCUUACGGAUAUUCUCAAACAGGAGAAGAAGGAUGAAACUCAAAAGGUGCAGAUGAAGUUCCUAGUCGAACAGAUGAGACGGCCCGAUUUCAUGGAUGCUUUACAGGGCUUUAUCUCUCCUCUUAACCCUGCCCAUCAGUUGGGAAAUCUCAGGCUCGAGGAAUGUCGGAUUAUGUCGUCUGCAAAACGGCCACUGUGGUUAAAUUGGGAGAACCCAGACAUCAUGUCAGAGUUGUUGUUUCAGAAUAACGAGAUCAUCUUUAAAAAUGGGGAUGAUUUACGUCAGGAUAUGUUAACACUUCAGAUUAUUCGAAUUAUGGAAAACAUCUGGCAAAACCAGGGUCUUGACCUCCGGAUGUUACCUUAUGGAUGUCUUUCGAUUGGAGACUGUGUGGGGCUUAUCGAGGUGGUGAGAAAUUCCCAUACAAUUAUGCAAAUUCAGUGUAAAGGAGGCCUUAAAGGUGCAUUGCAGUUCAAUAGCCAUACGUUGCAUCAGUGGCUCAAAGACAAGAACAAAGGAGAAAUGUAUGAUGCUGCCAUUGAUUUAUUUACACGCUCCUGUGCUGGUUAUUGUGUUGCUACCUUCAUCCUGGGAAUUGGGGAUCGCCACAAUAGUAACAUCAUGGUAAAAGAUGAUGGACAACUGUUUCAUAUAGAUUUUGGACACUUCUUGGAUCACAAAAAGAAAAAGUUUGGUUACAAACGGGAGCGAGUGCCAUUUGUCUUGACACAAGACUUCUUAAUAGUGAUUAGUAAAGGUGCCCAAGAAUGCACUAAAACAAGAGAAUUUGAGAGGUUUCAGGAGAUGUGUUACAAGGCUUACCUAGCUAUUCGUCAACAUGCCAAUCUCUUCAUAAAUCUGUUCUCUAUGAUGCUCGGCUCUGGAAUGCCAGAACUACAGUCCUUCGAUGACAUUGCCUAUAUUCGGAAAACCUUGGCCUUGGAUAAAACAGAGCAGGAGGCUCUGGAGUAUUUCAUGAAGCAAAUGAAUGAUGCACACCAUGGAGGCUGGACAACAAAAAUGGACUGGAUCUUCCACACAAUUAAGCAACAUGCUUUGAACUGAAGUGGCCGCGGAGAAACUGAUAGCCCAAUACCUUGGUCAUACGUGGCGCCGUUAAUGACUGUCAGCUGUCAGCAGGCAAAAGACUGGUUGCAUAGGAAUUGCACAAACCGUGAACAGCAUUAGCAUUUACAGCAAGAGCAGAAAUAAAGUAUACAAUUUAAGUGAUGUAAACAACAAACAGGGUUUAAUAGCACUAAAAUAGUACAUUUCAAAAUUAAGCUUUACUUAAAAAUGCGCAAUUUCAUGUUAUGCCUUAAGCCCCAAAAGGUAAACUUUGAAGAUUGUUUGUAUCCUUUUUAAAAAAAAAAAAAAACAAAAAACAAAAUAUAUAGAAAUGGAUGAAGAUAAGGAAAAAGAAUCACGUUCUCUUAUUUUGCAAGUGUUGUUUGUUUUGAAAUGGACAAGCAACAAAAAGUCUAUCACUACAAUUAGGUAUAAGUGAAAUCUGAAAGCGAUUUGGCAUUGCAAAAAAUGGAAAAUCUAGGACCUAUUUUCAUUACUAUUCAGUUAUUCUGAAACGUUUUGACUCCCAGUUCUAAAGAAGAGAAAUGCUCUUGGGGUGGGAAGGAAUCUUAAAAAAAUUCACCUGAGGAUUUUUUUCUUUUCAAUAAAUCAAACCUUUCUAUGACUUGGAAUCUUAUCUGCACAGUUUGGGGAGCAGUGAAAACAUGAAACCAAUUACGGAGCUUCUUCCUGGGCUAUGGGCAACAUUUAGAGGGAUCAGAAUGUUAAUUCUAGACCUCCCCACGGAAAAAUCGCAACAAAUGAGGAACGAGGAGGAUUUGGACCCGUACAGUGCAGAGUUCACCUUAAGUUUCAUUUUUUUUUUCCAUUUGCAAUUAAAUGGAAUACAUUUUUCAUGCAUGUUUUUGGAAAUAUCAAAGUGAGUAUUAAAGUUAUUCAAAAAGUAUUUUUUGAGAAAAAGGUAUUUAUACUAUAGAAGCUUAUUAAUAUAUACCCAUUAUUCCACAGUCUCUCCCAUAUUCACACAUUUAUUUUGCAUCCAAAUUUUUUGUCAGCCUCUAUAGGGACACUGAGGUUGGCCACUUUUUCUUCCUCCUCUUUCAGAGAUGUUUGGACAAUAUCCUCUGGCAUGUCAGUGGAUAGGAUAUAAUUAGUAGAGCGAUGUUAUUGGUACCCCAUUCUUGGGGCUCCUCUCCCCUUUGUGGCCCAAUCUCAUUAAAUCAAUUUACCAGAUGGACAUUGUUUGGAUUCUCUUCCUGAUCACUUUGGUCCUCUAAUGGGUUAUAAAUUAAUUGCACACAGCAGAGAAAUCAAAAUGUAAGUUUAAUGUAAACUCAGUAUCCAUGUCUAUAUCUAUAUAAACACAGAUAUGUAGAUAUAGAAAGAGAAGCUGAUAUGGAAUUUAAACAUAUAUAUAUAUAUGUACAUGUGUAUAUGUAUAUAUACACUAAAGGCAACGUGGGCAUGGUCAUGACUGUCCACAAUUAUUGUAAACACAUUUAAAUGCAAUCCAGAUGAAAUGUGGUGUCAGUUUUUAAAAAUUGAAUUCUACAUUCAUCUGGGAAAGUAGCCUCACCUGGAAUUUUGAGGUUCUUCACCUGAGAGUUUUCACUUGAGAGCUCAGUAUUUGGAAGAAAUGCCUGGUGCCUGGGCAGCUUCUCACACUCUAGUGGAGCUUAAGAGGCAGAAAGUGCCAUACUGGGGUUAUGCUGACAAUUUCCUAAAGGAAGAGUUUGGACUAUCAUAUUUUUUUUUUGAAACUGUACACUGUGUAGUUUUUAAUUGGUUAAAAGGUUUGAAUCAGAGAAUGUGAAUAUUCAAAAUGCUGUAAAAUUGAAAAGACUUGAGUCAAUCAUUGGUCGUUAUUGAGCACCUACUAUGUGCAGAGCACUGUUCUAAGCACUUGGGAGAGUGAAAUAGGGUGAAAUAUUACCAAGACUUUUUUUCUCUUUGAACAUUUUAAAACAUUUGGUGAUAAGUGCCCUCUGGUGUGGUGUUGAAGGUUUAGAUACUUUACUGAAGUGUGUCAAUAAUACUGUUUUUACGGACAACUGCCAAGAAAAAUCAGUUUGUAAAGUUUGAGUCAUUUUCCUUUUUUCUCCCGUGUACCUUGGAGGAUCUCAACAGGUUUCAAACCUCUUGCUUUACUAAAAAGUUUGCUUAGCCCUGCUUAAAUUUGGAUGUAUUCACCACUAACAUGCUUCCGUACUCCACUUGUGGAAAACAUAAUCACCAUUUUGCAUCUUUAUUAAUCUACAGCUGGCAUACUAUCUAACUUUUUCUAAGAGAUUGUAGGAAAAUUAUGUUAAAUGGAACAUCUGAAACACUGUUGAUAAUAACUAAAGAUUAAACAGAAAACUGUGUUUUACCCCAGAUCAACAGCAGUGUGGAAAUCACUAAAGUGUAGUCUUUAUAAUUUCCUAGCAUAAAAACUAAACUAGGUCCAUUCCCUGCAUCAGUGUAGAUCACUCUUUAGAUCCAAAUUAAAAUUAAUAAUCUACAUAGUUUAUAACUCCCAGAUUUUCCUGCACGCCUUAUUCUGUUUAACACAGCUAAAGUAGCUUAGAGAAUGUUCUGUAUAGGAGGGAAGUAAUUAAAAACAGACCAAAAACAAGAUGUUUUAAAAAUGGGAAAGCAGAAGAGAAGCGAGGCAGUGUUAGAUGAAGGUUAGGAAAGGAGUCUGAGGCAUCGGCAGGACAAAGUAAAACAGGAAUUUGUAGUUCUGAAUCGUUGGAAUCCAUUUUUAAAUCUGACCACAGGCACUCUUCUACAACUUCUACCAUAACAAAAUAAAAACAAACCAUCCGACAAAAAGAAAUGUUCAAAACUCUGAUUGGAGGUGGGGCAGAGGUUAGGUAAUGGAUUUUUUGCAGUUUGAAUGUGUUGAUCCAUUAAUUGUUGGGAAUUUGUUUAUAGUACCAUUCUGUACUAAUAGCGUAGAGAAUAAUCCUUGUCAAAGCACGAUACUGUAUUAUUUGAAAUUUCACUGGCUCAGUCCAGUGUUUCCAGUUUCUAAAAAUCUGAUCUGAAAUAGUAAUCGAAAAGUCCGAUUUUUAAAGAAUUUAGAAGCUUGCUCACUAAAAUGCAGUGGGUCAUCUUUUAAUGUAUUAUCUCCCUAAGCUACAAAUAAGCGUUCACCUUUCAGAUUUUGAGGCUUGCAUAUGUAAUUGAAUGAUAGAUCGUGAUAAAGAAUGUACUUAAAGGAUUGGGUUUCUUUUUUCUCUUUUUCUAUUUCAUAAGAACUGUGGAUUUCACUUGACAUUUUACCUGGGAGAUGAAAUUUCUUUUGACUCUCAGUAUCCUCUGUAAAACUGAGCGUAAUCAAAUUUGAGGUAUUUCCUCCUCAGUUGACUGGUAUGUUUACUAAGGGACCUGAUGAAUAUAUAAUGAAUUGUAAAAUAUUUUGAUGUAUUUUUUUUGAACUGUGAAAUUGAUUAUUGGUCUUUUUGACAAAAACAGGCUGCUGAUAAAAUA